GAGAAGGAAGAAUGUAUGAAAAGUAUUUUCUUCAGCAGGGGGAAAACGACAAGGCACUCAUCAGGCAAAGCUGGAGGUCAGAUCUGCCUGGCGUGGUGGGCGGAGGGCGAGGCGUUGGUCUAGAAGGUGGGAUGUUUAAAAACCUCCUGGUGCUCCGCCUUGGCUCACACCUUCGUCCCCAACUUAUCUACUUGCUCUCUAGCAGCAGCUGGGAAGGCAAAAGCAGCACAUCCACACGCGCUCCGUCAACGUCAUGAAGCCCUCGCUGCUCCGGUGUCUGGUGUUUCUCUGCGUGCUGUUGCUGCCGCCUGCCCUGGGAGGGACAAAGAACAAGUAUUCUCCGGGAGAACUGUUACUCGAGGAGUGCUGGGGACAGCCAAAAGCUAACGACUGUACCAAGAAGUGUUCUAGAACUUUCAAAUGUGUAUACAGAAAUCACACAUGCUGCUGGACCUACUGUGGUAACAUCUGUGCAGAAAAUGCGAAAUUUUUUGAAAGAAAGAAAUGACCCUGACUUCUCGACAGCCUGGCCUCAUGUGAGCUAGUGGCUUCAGAGCAGGGCUGUGUGGUUACCUUUAGAAAUGCUGUGUUGAUUGGGGACUAAAAUGGCAAACAUAUUUGAAAAACAAACCACUUAUGAACA
Messenger RNA from Rattus norvegicus (Norway rat), 643 nucleotides. The record is from RefSeq and is a predicted model, not a curated record. Lineage: Eukaryota; Metazoa; Chordata; Mammalia; Rodentia; Muridae.